Molecule: messenger RNA, 2267 nt
Organism: Meira miltonrushii
Lineage: Eukaryota; Fungi; Basidiomycota; Exobasidiomycetes; Exobasidiales; Brachybasidiaceae
Product: putative URA7-CTP synthase 1
Exons: 1
Coding region: 82-2106 (674 amino acids)
Biological process (GO): CTP biosynthetic process; pyrimidine nucleobase biosynthetic process
Cellular component (GO): cytoophidium; cytoplasm
Molecular function (GO): identical protein binding; CTP synthase activity
Source: RefSeq, a predicted model, not a curated record
CUUUCUAUUUGACUACGACAUCCUUUCUAAGCAACUUCAUCUCACAUCUAAUCGUCGUCACCCUAUUUGUCUUUCGUCAAAAUGAAGUACAUCGUCGUCAGUGGUGGUGUGAUUUCCGGUAUCGGAAAAGGUGUGAUCGCAUCUUCUACCGGUUUGUUACUCAAGACAUUAGGAUUAAAAGUGACUGCUAUCAAAAUUGAUCCAUAUAUGAACAUCGAUGCAGGUACAAUGGCUCCAACCGAACAUGGAGAAGUUUUCGUUUUGGAUGAUGGAGGUGAAGUGGAUUUAGAUUUGGGAAAUUAUGAACGUUACUUGGAUGUCACUUUGGGUCGGGAAAAUAACAUCACAACUGGAAAAAUUUACAGGGAAGUUAUUGAAAAGGAAAGAAGAGGAGACUACUUGGGAAAAACUGUUCAAAUCGUUCCUCAUUUGACAACAGCAAUUCAAGAUUGGAUCGAACGUGUGUCCCACUUACCAGUCGAUGAUACCCAAUCCACUCCUGAUGUCUGUAUUGUGGAAUUAGGUGGAACUGUGGGUGAUAUUGAAUCGGCACCUUUCGUUGAAGCUUUACGUCAAUUCCAAUUCCGUGUCGGUCAAGAAAACUUUGCUUUGAUUCAUGUCAGUCUUGUUCCCGUUGUGGGAGGAGAACAAAAAACAAAACCCACACAAGCUGCCAUUCGUGAUUUACGUGGCCUCGGUUUGGUACCGGAUAUGAUUGCUGCCCGUUGUGUGGAACCUUUGGACAGAAGCGUGAUCAACAAAUUGUCCAUGUUCUGUCAUGUUGGUCCGGAACAAGUGAUGGGUGUGCACGAUGUAAGCUCGACAUAUCAUGUUCCCCUCUUGCUGGAAAGACAGGGAAUGGUACAAUUCUUUGAAAAGAGACUGCAUUUGGACGUCAAAGGAGGAAUUGCACCUGCAAUGAAGGAACGCGGAAACGAUUUACGGAAGCGAUGGAAGGAACUAACGAUCGGACAUGAUCACUUGUUGGAAAAGGUGGAAAUUGUAUUGGUCGGAAAGUAUACCUCUUUGCAAGACAGUUACAUCUCUGUCGUCAAAGCAUUAGAACAUGCCGCUCUACGUGUACAUCGUCGAUUGGAUCUCAAAUGGGUCGAGGCUGGAGAUUUGGAACCACAGACAGAGAUCGAUAACCCUGUGCGAUAUUAUGCUUCUUGGCAGAGCAUCUGUUCUGCAAAGGGUAUUUUGAUUCCAGGUGGAUUUGGAUUGCGUGGUACGGAAGGAAUGAUUGGUGCUGCCAAAUGGGCUCGUGAACAUCGUGUGCCGUUCUUGGGUAUCUGUUUGGGUUUCCAGAUUGCGGUUGUAGAAUUUGCACGGAAUGUAUGUGGAAUUCAAGGUGCGGGAUCGGCAGAAUUGGACGCCAAUACAUCUGAUCCCGUUGUGAUUUAUAUGCCUGAGAUCUCCAAGACCCAUCUCGGUGGGACGAUGAGAUUAGGAUUGCGUCCAACUCUAUUCAAUAAGGACAGUGAACGUUCAAGCAAGAUCCGUAAAUUGUAUGGAGGAGCAGAAGCUAUUUGGGAACGUCAUCGUCACAGAUAUGAAAUUAACCCGGAAUACAUCGAUAGAAUUGAAAGAGGAUCGUCCAAAGCAACAUCUCAACACACCUCAAACGGAGGAAGACCUUCUACACCUCCACCAAAGGGACUGCGUUCGUUGCCAACAAGCCCUUCUCUCAACCGUCAAGAUAGCGCUUUCCGUCCUAGUACACCUGUCAAAGCUGGAACAGAUAAAUUAUUAUUCAUCGGAAGAUCGGAAUCGGGUGAACGAAUGCAAGUUGCUGAAUUGAUGCCAACAUCUUCUUCCGAUAAAGGACAUCCCUAUUAUGUUGGAAUGCAAGCUCACCCUGAAUUUGCUUCUCGACCUUUGAACCCCAGUCCACCUUUCUUGGGCUUCGUUGCAGCUGCUGCCGGACAAGAGAUUUUAGAAGAACAAUUACAUGUUCAAAAGAAUUACCAUGCACCACAUCCACCAAGUUUGAUGAUUUUAGAAAGUGAACGGUUACGUAGACAAGAACAAGAAGCAAAAGAAGGAGUCGCAAUUAAUGGAACGACGGAAAAACCUGCUACUACACCUCCAGGAGCAUCGAAUUAAGGAACGUUUUGUAUUGUGUUAAUUUGAUUGCAAUCUUUAUCUCGUUAUAUAAGCAAUGGAUUGAAUAAAUACCGCGGAGAUAAGAGGAACUUGGAACAUGAUGUGCUCUUCCUAGAUAUGAGGGUUAUAAGCUGAACAGACAUCCUAACCCUAAGUAUGAA